CAACCCCGACUACUACCCAUCAAGUCGCCUGCUACUAUGAGCUGCCCCAUUGAGAAAAGGCGCUCCCUGAUCGCUUUCCUGCGCGGACUGCGUGACUUCCGACAGCCCCCCAGGCCAGUGACAUCUAAGGCGGGCGCUUCCCGAGAGCCAAAAAAUGUGCCCCUCUGCCCGCUGGUGACAGGUGGAAAUACUCGGGACGCCACCUCCCUGCCUGGACCCACCAACUGGCCACUGCUAGGCAGUCUCCUGGAGAUUUUUUGGAAAGGUGGCCUGAAGAAACAGCAUGACACUCUGGCUGAGUACCACAAGAAGUACGGCCAGAUUUUCCGGAUGAAGCUGGGCUCCUUCGACUCGGUGCACCUGGGCUCGCCGAGCCUGCUGGAAGCUCUGUACCGCACUGAGAGCGCGCAUCCCCAGCGACUGGAGAUCAAACCCUGGAAAGCCUACCGUGACCACCGCAACGAGGCCUACGGGUUGCUGAUCCUGGAAGGAAAAGAGUGGCAGAGGGUCCGCAGCGCCUUCCAGAAAAAACUGAUGAAACCGGUGGAGAUCAUGAAGCUGGACAACAAAGUCAAUGAGGUUUUGGCUGAUUUUAUGAAGAGAAUGGAUGAGCUCUGUGAUGAAGGAGGCCGCAUCAAAGACUUGUACAGUGAACUGAACAAAUGGUCAUUUGAAAGCAUCUGCCUUGUGUUAUAUGAGAAAAGAUUUGGGCUCCUUCAGGAGGAAGCAAGCAAAGAAGCCCUGACCUUCAUCAUGGCCAUCAAAACGAUGAUGAGCACAUUUGGGAAGAUGAUGGUCACCCCUGUGGAGCUGCACCAGACUCUCAACACCAAAGUGUGGCAGGCACACACACUGGCCUGGGACACCAUUUUCAAGUCAGUCAAGCCUUGCAUCGACAACCGCUUGGAGAAAUACUCUCAGCAGCCUGGUGCAGAUUUCCUUUGUGACAUUUAUCAGAACAAUCACCUUUCCAAAAAAGAACUGUAUGCUGCUGUCACGGAGCUCCAGCUGGCUGCGGUGGAGACGACGGCCAACAGCUUAAUGUGGAUUCUCUACAAUCUGUCCCGGAGUCCCCAAGUGCAGCAGAGACUCCUUCUGGAAAUCCAGAGUGUGUUGCCCAAGAACCAGGCACCACGGGCGGAAGAUUUGAGGAAGAUGCCCUACUUAAAGGCCUGUCUAAAAGAAUCCAUGAGGCUUACCCCAAGUGUGCCAUUUACAACUCGGACCCUUGAUAAACCAACAGUUCUGGGUGAAUACGCUUUACCCAAAGGAACGGUGUUAAUGCUAAACACCCAAGUGCUAGGUUCCAGUGAAGACAAUUUUGAGGAUUCCAGUCAGUUUAGACCUGAGCGCUGGCUUCAGGAGGAGAAGAAAAUCAAUCCCUUUGCACACCUCCCAUUUGGCCUUGGGAAGAGGAUGUGCAUCGGGCGCCGCCUGGCUGAGUUACAGCUCCACUUGGCUCUUUGCUGGAUCGUCCAAAAAUAUAACAUUGUGGCUACAGACAAGGAGCCUGUGGAGAUGCUGCAUCUUGGCAUCUUGGUACCCAGCCGGGAGCUGCCCAUUGCAUUCUGUCCACGGUAGGAUGCUGAGGUGAGA
Acomys russatus (golden spiny mouse) is the source of this 1596-nucleotide messenger RNA. RefSeq names its product 1,25-dihydroxyvitamin D(3) 24-hydroxylase, mitochondrial. Gene Ontology annotation, molecular function: oxidoreductase activity, acting on paired donors, with incorporation or reduction of molecular oxygen; monooxygenase activity; iron ion binding. Gene Ontology annotation, cellular component: mitochondrial inner membrane. Gene Ontology annotation, biological process: C21-steroid hormone biosynthetic process; cortisol metabolic process; cellular response to peptide hormone stimulus. The record is from RefSeq and is a predicted model, not a curated record. NCBI's taxonomy places the organism in Eukaryota, Metazoa, Chordata, Mammalia, Rodentia, Muridae.